CCGACGAUCGCGCGCCGCCCCCGCCGCGCCAGGCGCCCGCCCUUACUAGCAGGCACCUUCCGCCCCCUGCAUUGCUGAUGCUGCUGCUGCUGGCAGACAUGGACGUGGUGAAUCAGCUGGUGGCUGGGGGUCAGUUCCGGGUGGUCAAGGAGCCCCUUGGCUUCGUGAAGGUGCUGCAGUGGGUCUUUGCCAUCUUCGCCUUUGCCACAUGCGGCAGCUACGACGGGGAGCUUCGGCUGAGCGUGGAAUGUGCCAACAAGACCGAGAGUGACCUCAGCAUUGAGGUUGAAUUUGAGUACCCCUUCAGGCUGCACCAAGUGUACUUUGAUGCACCCAACUGCCGAGGGCGCACCACCAAGGUCUUCCUCGUUGGGGACUACUCCUCAUCAGCUGAAUUCUUUGUCACCGUGGCUGUGUUUGCCUUCCUCUACUCCAUGGGGGCUCUGGCCACCUACAUCUUCCUACAGAACAAGUACCGAGAAAACAACAAAGGGCCCAUGCUGGACUUUUUGGCCACUGCAGUAUUUGCCUUCAUGUGGCUAGUUAGCUCCUCUGCCUGGGCCAAGGGACUGUCCGAUGUGAAGAUGGCCACGGACCCAGAGAACAUUAUCAAGGAGAUGGCUGUCUGCCACCAGACAGGGAACACAUGCAAGGAACUGAGGGACCCUGUGACCUCAGGGCUCAACACAUCUGUGGUGUUCGGCUUCCUGAACCUCGUGCUCUGGGUCGGCAAUCUAUGGUUUGUAUUCAAGGAGACAGGCUGGGCCGCCCCAUUCCUGCGUGCACCUCCUGGCGCCCCCGAGAAGCAACCCGCACCCGGGGAUGGCUAUGGCGAUGCGAGCUACGGGCAGGGGCCCGGCGGGUAUGGGCCCCAGGACUCCUAUGGGCCCCAGGGCGGCUACCAGCCCGACUAUGGGCAGCCAGCCGGCAGCGGUGGCUACGGGCCCCAAGGCGACUAUGGGCAGCAAGGCUACGGCCCACAGGGUGCGCCCACCUCCUUCUCCAAUCAGAUGUAACCUGGUCAGUGCAGCCCCGAAGAACCCCCUGGGUGGGCAAGUGCUCAGAAGAAGGCCUGCCCCCCUUCCUGCCCCUGUACCCUAGGUCUCCACUCCUCAAGCCAGGAGACCCUGUCUUUGCUGUUAUAUAUAUAUAUAUAUAUAUAUAUAUAUAUAUAUAUAUUAUAUAUAUAAAUAUCUAUUUAUCUGUUUGAGCCCUUCCCUCACCCACCUCCCUCAUGCACUUGGGGCCCAGUCUUGAGUGGGCUCCUCCCUUACCCCCAUCUCUUCCUUUGCAUCCCUCAGCCCCUCUCUGUUCCUGGCCCUGUUUCUUGAGGUAAGGGGCUCUGGAAGGGGGACAGGGAGGGGACAAGCCUCAGCUGUGUGGGGGAGGGUGAGCGUGAUUUUGGACUCUCCCCUUUCUCCUCUCACCUCCUAAUUCUGGCCUUGGUUCCUCUAGUAAGGCCUGAACCAAGGCUGUAAUGGGAAAGUCAGCCCCUAGGGCAGGAGAAAUUCAAAGACCUGCACAGGGUCUGGAGUAGAGAAGGCAGCUUCACAUCCACAGCGCAGAGCUGUGGGGUGAAGGAGACUGGUUGGCAGGGACUGGGUUCCAGACUUGCUGGAUCUGGGGCCUAGAGGAAGAGUCCCUGAGGCACUGUGCCUUGGGACUUGGAAGGGGAAGCGUGGCUCUAGAAGGGGUUCUUUCAGUAAGGAGAACAGUGGGCUCCAGAGUGGGCAGGUCUUAGAUUGGAACUGUAGCUUGGAACAUUCAGGUGUGAGCUUGAGUAUAAAGGGGAUAGAUCUUGAGUGGGGCGAGAAGUAGUGCUUAGGAGAGGGGCAAGUUCAGUGUGAGGUCCUACUGAGAGUUCCAGAUGGGGCAGGACAUAGAGUGGGGCUCGUGGUGGUUUUGGAAGGAGCAGCCCCUCCACAAAAGGAGAAAUGAAGAAAAUGCUUUAAAGUGAGAGGGUUUGGGCAGUGGUGGGGGUGGGGUGUGACUAGAAACUGCAGCAUGAAUUUGGUUAAGGGGAGGGGGAAUGUGCCCACCAAGUCAAGGCUGGGGGACCUUGGUGGCCUGGAAAGAGUUGAGUGAUAAGGCUUGAAGAGUGAGGAGUGGGAUCCAGACAGAAAUACCCGCCCACCCUUGUCCUCACCCUUGGAUCACGGCAGCUAGGUUAUCAGAGGAAGGAGCCAAAGGGUCUGUAGGGCUGACCUACCCCUCUCUCCCCUGCCCCCUCCCUCUUUCCACACCUCCAACUAUCCAGGGGGCGUUGGAGGCCUGGUCUGGAGCCCCUAUCCUGCACCCUCUGCUGUGUCUGUGAUGUCUGGUAGUGCCUGUGAUCGUGUGUUGCCAUUUUGUCUGGCUGUGGCCCCCUUCUCCUCCCCUCCAGACCCCCCUUCCUGUACCCUUCGGUAUUGUUUGAAGACCCCCUCCCAAGGAAGAACAAACAUGAGUAAUUCUCCCCAAAUAAACUCAACCACCUAGUCUA
Cavia porcellus (domestic guinea pig) is the source of this 2482-nucleotide messenger RNA. It is a transcript of the gene Syp, whose product is annotated as synaptophysin. Gene Ontology annotation, biological process: regulation of neuronal synaptic plasticity. The record is from RefSeq and is a predicted model, not a curated record. The coding region runs from base 78 to 1016 and encodes 312 amino acids. The transcript has 7 exons. Gene Ontology annotation, cellular component: synaptic vesicle membrane; synaptic vesicle; presynaptic active zone. NCBI's taxonomy places the organism in Eukaryota, Metazoa, Chordata, Mammalia, Rodentia, Caviidae.